AUGGAGUACCUGGUCAGCUUACCCAGAAUGGAGGGCGGGCUGGGCCUGGCAGACCUGAAGGUAUGGCUCCACGGGCUGGCGGUCCGCAGAGUGGGGAAGCUACUGGCGGAGCCAGACGGGGUCAGGAAAUGGCUCGCGGAGGAAGCGGCCGCGCUCCCUCAGGGGACGGUGACGUGGUAUGCGCACCCUGCGGUGAUCAAGAAAUGGGAGGGGGGAAGCGAGAGAUGGAAAGCGGCGGCGAAGGCGUUCUGGAAGACUCCCUUUGCGGACCUGCCAGACCCGACGUGCCGGUGGGAGGUAGAUGAGGAGUGGAUCUGUUUCAACAGAAAGCUGAUGCACAGGGGGAAGAGCCCUUUCGGGCUGCAGAAUAGAAUUUCGGAAGAGUGUACAGUGGUUCCCGAAAACCUUCCGUCCUAA
Closterium sp. NIES-65 is the source of this 417-nucleotide messenger RNA. Lineage: Eukaryota; Viridiplantae; Streptophyta; Zygnematophyceae; Desmidiales; Closteriaceae. The record is from the annotation of a GenBank genome assembly.